AUGCAGCUGCUGUUGGCGAUCCUCUGCCUGGGCGGUGCCGUCGCUUCUUCCAUCCCCGCCAAUUCUCACAAGCUCCGACUCCCUUUCGUUCCUUCUUCCAAUGACCUCGAAAAUGGCGUCAGAUCAAGACUCUCUAUGAAUCUAUCCAUUCAGAAUGGAAGCCUAUACGCCAAUGAACACCAGCUCUAUCCUCCAUCAGAGAUAAUGCAGCUCCAUGUGCCCCUCUAUGAAAGCGCAAACCAAAUCCACCCCAGUGACAAGACCGUGGAAUUAUCCUACACGCUCGAGACCCAACCACUCCCCACAGACGAAAUGGAAUCCACGGCGGAUAUGAUCCGCGUUCGAGUCGAGUUGUUCGAUCUGCAGGGCAAUCUCGUGUCACCGGACGCAGUAGCCGUCGACCUUCUCGUCUUCCAGAAUGGAAAGUACGAGAUGACCCGCAUCCGUGUCGAACCAGCCCGUGGAAGUGACCAGGACGGCCAUUCAUAUCAGAAGAGCCAGUCGUGGGUGAUGAAUUACUGGAGAACACAAUUCGGUUCUAUUUUCGACAAGCCCAAGCGCAAGACCAUGGCGCCAACCCGCAAUUCAGCCCCGGUUACAAAGUCUUCCGCUCAAAACAGUGCGAUCAAGAUCAUCAGCAGUAAAGCCACAACCGACUCUGGAUCUAAGACUCAUUUCUUUUCCUUCUGGGCCACCCCGGCUGACCUCCACCACCACACUGAACACCGUCGUCCUCACCACAACCCCCAUCACAAGAACUCCUUUAUGCGCAUCAUCCGCCCCAUCAUUCUUCCUGCUUUGCUAGGUAUUGCCGCCGGUCUGGUGGCUUGCUUGGUCGGGUUUAUCAUCGGGCGGCUGCUCAUGUCCUUGGGGUUGUGUCUUGGAUGGCCAAAGAUACUAGGCGACAGAUCACGGAUUAUCUCAGAGGAAGAAGGCAUGGUUUCUGAAAAGGCUCUCGUGAUGCCGCAUGUCUAUGUGACAGACGCUGUCGAGUCAAAUGUAUGA
Penicillium egyptiacum is the source of this 1005-nucleotide messenger RNA. The record is from the annotation of a GenBank genome assembly. Lineage: Eukaryota; Fungi; Ascomycota; Eurotiomycetes; Eurotiales; Aspergillaceae.